AUUUGGAGGCAUAUUACGAUGCCUGGCUUUCGAAAGGAAUGCGUGCCAAAGGUAUAUCUCUGCUGAUCCUUGGUGUCGUUGUAUUCAUGUUGGUGGGCAUAAUGCUAAUGUUUUUGGUUUUGAAGAAGAAACCAAUCUGGGUAAAGGGCAGCAAGCGGAUCAUCAAACCAAAUUCAAGCUCCGGCGAAAUUGUCGUCUUAUCACGUGGUAAUACAGCGAAAGAUUUUCUGCAUAAAGAAAAAAUGAUUUCUACAAAAAAUGAGCAUCGGUUCAAUUCAAACAUUCCGAGGCGCAACUCAAUGGACAGCCUGGCCAGCAGUAAUAGCUACAUAAGCCCAAACUUAUAUGAAGUCAUCCCGACAUAUAUAACAUUCGAUAAAAUACCACAAGGAGAUGCACCAAGCCAGCCAGGAUUUGAAAUAUUUAAUAACUGGCAUUCAUCUUUCGCUCAUAGAGGCAGCGUCAGGUACGCACAAAUUACGCCGCGAACGAAACGUAUUUCAAGUGAUCCAUUGCCAGCUGUUCCUGAUUCUUGAUAAUACCCAUUUAAGAAUCCACU
Molecule: messenger RNA, 559 nt
Organism: Drosophila novamexicana
Lineage: Eukaryota; Metazoa; Arthropoda; Insecta; Diptera; Drosophilidae
Exons: 3
Coding region: 39-536 (165 amino acids)
Source: RefSeq, a predicted model, not a curated record